AUGAAAAAAUUAAUUGGAGUCUCCCGAAGUGGCGAUGAUGAUGAAUUCCUAAAACCAAAACCAAGGCAAAAAAAGGCCAUGGAUUUUGUUGAGACACAACAUCCUGUCUCUCAGGAAGAAGCUUCCAAAAUCGCUGAUUUUUCUCAACUAAUGAUUUCGAGAAGUUAUCACGCGAAAGGUCACAGCGAAACAAUCUUGGAUGUUCCAUUGAUUGGAGAUGGAGAGUUCAAAAUGAUCGUUGAAAACAAAUCGUCACAUGCUGACUUUAUAAGAAAUGUGACCUUUUCAUUUGGAAUGUAUAAAAUCGAUGAUGUACAACCUUGUUGGAAUACUAUCAGUUCAGAAUCAAAAUCUAGCUCACAAUGUGGAUGUCACUUUGAAAGUAUUUUGAAAACAUCCUCCGAGAAGGCAGACCUGUUCGAAGAUCAAAAGUUAGAUUCUCUUAAUACAUCAUACUACAUUAGAAUCAUUGUCAACACAGCCCAUGCUGUGGAGUUUGAUAUUCAAGUUUGGCAGAAAGAGACUUUUAUUUAUCUUGAAAAUCCUUUAAAGGAACAACAUGACAUUCGUUGCCUCACCUAUCGCAUGUUGGGAUUAGGAGAAGAUGAUUUAUCGUCCUACGAUGACGGAGAAUACAAGAGCAAAAAAUUUGUCAACACAAGCACAGAUCUAACACUCGAGCCAGGUUCAUACUUUGCAAUUGUCAAGAAAAACGAUUUGUGUAUUCUUUUAGAAUCGAAGGAUGAAUUCUCGCUUUGGUGUUCAUUCCAAGUGAAUGGAGUGGAUGUUUCGUAUUGUGAUGAAAUCUCCACUUUUUGGUGCUCCAAACCAUUCUUUAUUCCAACAAAAAGAGUUGUUACUCUCACUGUUCAAGCAGGUCAAUCUUCGACCAACUUUGCUCUUGAAGGAGGAAAUUAUGAUUUUUACUUUUUGAAGACCUCCUCUGAAGACGCAUUCAAAUUGUUUGAAUCUGAAGAAUCACUCAACGAUGGCUUAGUUCAUUUCCUUAAAAUCAUGCAUGACGCCUAUAGAGCACAGGAUUAUCAGUACGCCAAUUACGUGUUCAAUUUCUUCCCAAGUGACAAGAGAAUACAUCACAUCAAAUCCAAAAUCGAAACCUCAUAUUUAGAGCCACUGAAGCGAUUCGAACUUUUAAAGAAAAAUGUAAACAAGGCAGCAGAAGUUAAAGACCUAGAAGAAAUGAAGAGACUCAUUGGCAGAGAAAGCAACUAUAAAGACUGCAUCAAAGAAGGUCUCGUUUAUGCUCGAUCGAAAUUAGAGAUUUUAAAAACUGAAAAGUUUGCCAUCGAUCAAAUCAUGAGACUUCUCAAAAAACACGGUGAAGAAGUUGAAUCAAUCACAGUGAACUCUUCCUUUCUCUCAGAUACUACCUUCUUGAGUCUUGAAAAAACUCGCCAACGUGAAAAGAAAGACCGUAUUGUGUCCAUCAUGCUCGAGUUGCCAGAUUUAUUUUCCAAGUCCACCGUGUGCUUUGCUCUCAAUGUAUGGUACAAUGUGAUUGACAAGUUUUUCUCAAUGGUUUAUAGUUCAAAUUGUAAGGAAGUAAUGGAAGUUAUUGAUAUUAUUGAAAAUCAAAAAGAUAUCAAUUUGGAGGGUUUAGAAGAUGGAUCUUUCAGAAAAUGGGUCAAAAUUCUUGACAUUGUGAUAAAAGAUCAAAUGAGCGUUUACUUGGAUAAAGUGAUGGAUAAUAUUAACAAACUCACCUCAACACUAAUCUCCACUUACAAAGAAAUUGGGACUAUUAAUGAUGAAAUUCAAGCAAAAUUUACAGAGACUCAAACCAUCGAUAAUGCAUUGAAUAGAAAGUUAGAAAAUGCAAUGAAACGAAGAAGUCAGACCAUGUCUGAAAUUAACACUGAGGAAAUUUUCCUAAAAAAUCAUCUCUUUCUCUUCUUUGAAAAAUCACAAAAAGAGUUUGGGAUUGAUGUUUUUAAUUGGGUUUUUCCCUCCAUUUACAAGCAUAUGCACAGUUACUUAAAGGCUACGAGGGCAUUUUGUGAAAAAUAUUUAAAAAAGCACCAACCUGAACUCACUUCAUUGGUAUGCAACAGAGAUUUGAGUGGUCUUUUGGUGUACAUUGGUGACAACAAACAUGAAAUGUUGGAGAAAGAUAUUGACAAGUACAGAUUCAUUCAUUCCGAGCUCUCUAAAAACGUUCCUAAUUUUUCUUUGAUUGUAUCACAUUUUGGAGAAAAGGAAAAACAAGCAUUCCAAAAUGAAUUGUCACAAGUCGCUUGGGUUGAUAGAAAAAUAUCAAAUCUACCUGAAGAAAAUUCUCACUCGGAAAUUUCUAUGCAGGGAGGAGUUGUAGAUUUGGAAUGGAGAGGAUCGGUCGAUGUGGAACCAUUGGUCGAUUAUGAAAGCAUUCCAUACGACAAGAUUUUGGACACCAUCAAGAAUGAAAUGAAGUUAAUUAAUAGGACUUUGGACUUGAAAGAUCCAUUCAUGAGAGAUGAAAAGAACAACCACUCAUGCAUUGGCCAACUGAUGAGAAAGAGAAUGAUUCCUGUGUUUAUGGCUCUCUUCCUUGAGGAUAUGAAGCCAGAAUAUGAUUUGUGGACCUUCCUCGAAAAAAUUGCAAGCUACGACACCGAGUUAGAGGAGGCCAUUCAAGCCACCAAUCAAUUCGUUUCCAAACGAUCUUCUCUUCUCUCAUCCAAGAAGAAGGAUCUCAUUCACCGUGUGAAAUUUAAAUACUUUUUGACUGCCUUUGUCACCAAUGGAAAGAAUCCAGACUUUAUGCCAAAGAUUGUUUCCUCUUCUGUUCUGAAUGAAACUCACAAACCAACCUACCUUUUGCACAAUAAGAAUAACCAAAAAGAGCUUUUGAAAUAUCUUGCAUUUUUCAAGACUUAUCCAAUGAAUCUCGAAUUGGAAAUUCCUCAUCUUGAAUAUGAUCCUAAAUAUGCCAACGAGACAAUGUAA
This is a messenger RNA of Naegleria fowleri, 2946 nucleotides long. RefSeq lists its product as uncharacterized. Lineage: Eukaryota; Heterolobosea; Eutetramitea; Acrasida; Naegleriidae. The coding region runs from base 1 to 2946 and encodes 981 amino acids. The transcript has 5 exons. The record is from RefSeq and is a predicted model, not a curated record.